CAGUGAAUGGAAGAAGAUGGUUCUACAGAAUUAAGAGGAAAACAGGCGAGAAGAGACGGAAGACGUCGUGAUAACUAGAAUUACAUUUGAACACUGGAUUGAACGGUUCACUUUUUCAAAUAGGAAAGCAUGAGUCAGGAAAAUGUCAAUGUGGAGAAGAAGAAACAAUGGAACAUGUGAUUAUAUAUUGUCAAAAGUACGUUGAGGAAAAAUACAAAUUAUAUAUUUGGGGAAAAAACAAAAUAAGACUGGAAGUCGUAGAGAUACUGAAAAUGGCAAAAGUUGUCAAAUUCGCUAUAAUUUCUUGAAGGUGACAGGUUUGGCGAGCAGAAUAUGAGGACAAUUAUUACUAGGCCAUAUAUAGUUUUUUUAUUAUUAUUUUUUUCAUUACAUAUUUAUUUUUCGGGAAAUGUAUUUUGUACUGAAAAUGGAUGGACGGUUCGAAGGCACACCUGAGGCAGACUCCUUACCAGUAGGUGGCGGUAAUGCACGUAGAAGCUUCUUGCCAACAGUCACCAAACACUAAAAGAAGACGAAGAAGAAGAAAGUCGACGGACGAGCGAGGCGGGAGGAGGUUCGAUCGCGCUUCAGCAAGUUUUGCCGAGUUUGCACCGAAUGUUGGGAAUCCUCGACGCGGGACGCCGCUGAGCACGACUUUAGUGGACGAAAACAUCAUCCGCGCAAUCUUCGUGUCCGGUUGGAGUCGUCUCGUUCACGUUGAAGCUUCUCGGCCUAGCUUAGCUCAUCUUAGCUUGCUAACAAAGAGACACAGUCGAGAGCAACACUUCGCUAAGCAGAGAUCAAGCGUGAGGUAAAGUCUUCUUCUUUCCGCCACCGACUAGGAAGGAGUGUCCCCACAAUAUCUAACAAUAACACUUCAAUAUGGUUUAUAAAAAAAAAAACGAGAUUCGGCUUUAUUUGCGAGAUACUGAAAUAAUAUUCUGUAACAAUUCUUUUCUGCAUCGCUCUUAUCUUAAUCUGGAUUCUGAAUCCUGAAAUUGUAGACUAAAUGUCCAAUAAACAAUCCAUCGAUCAUGUUUCAGGACAAUUUUUCUCUCUCUAUGUCUUCUUUCAGUGUCAUUUCUCACAAUGCCAAAUGACAUAUUCUACUGUUUCCUCUUGUUGACAAUAAUCCCAUCUCCCACUUCGGUGGUGCGUUGCCAUUUGAACUAACGUACCGUUUUAGCCUUUCCUGCUGCGGUCACCUGACCGUGGUCGCCGGACGCCUUCUCCGGGGGCUGAGGCUGUCCUCCUCGGGGUUAACGCCCUUCUGUCGCACCGAUUUGCCGCUGGCAUGGCUUUAUUUGCCCCCUCUGCACAUUCGCCGUCAACGGGUCCUCCUCUCAUCGUUACUCCCCCCUGCUCACCGUCACUGCACUUGCCACUGUCCACGCAAGCACCUCGCGCGCUCCUUCUUCCUCACAGCCACGCCCCGCGACGCCUGCGCACUUCCGUCUCACUCACACAGCGACGCACAUGCCCGCACACGCUGAACUUGCCGUCACAAUCACAUUGGACAAUACUCAUAACGAGCGGAAAGUGUUGUGAUCGUCGUGUGAAAAUGUGCGCGAGAAGGGCGGCACCGUACCAGGAGGAGCUUUGUGGACCAAAAGGCGGGAAGAAGCCACGUCAACUACUGGACGCUGUGUUGAAUCUGCAGCCUCGAACUGUGCUACGCAGCGCAAACAUCACUGAAGAUCUUCGUACUGAGCGGCAGGAGGCAGAGCCCCCUCACAUUAAAGAGGAGGUGGAGACCAUUUUGAUUAAGAAAGAGGAGGAAGAAGCACGCCCCCACAUCAAACAGGAAGAGGAGCAGGAGGAUAUCACCAAGUUUCCAUCAACUGGUGUCCCUUUGAAGAGGGAAGAUGAAGGUCCAAGUGAAGAGAGCAGAGGGACGGAGCCUCCAAGCAGCAGCGCGAGUCAACACAUGACAACAGAAGGUGACGGAGACCACUGUGGAGGAUCACAAGCAGACGGACUCUUCGCUCCACUAUCAGAUAGUGACGACAUGACGUCACGUUCUCCUCACGCUGUUGAAGGUGAUGAUUGUCAAAAGUCUGAAGGUCAUAUGACAUGUCACACUGACAACAAACGAUGGAAAUGUUCUCAGUGUGGGAAAACAUUUGCUAAUAAAAGCAUUUUGAAGCAACACACAAGAACCCACACUGGUGAGAAACCUUUUUCCUGCACAGUUUGUGGUCAAAGAUUCACUCAGAAGGGAAACUUAAAAUUACACACAAUAACCCACACUGGUGAGAAACCUUUUUCCUGCUCAGUUUGUGGUCAAAGAUUCACUCAGAAGGGAAACUUAAAAUUACACACAAGAACACACACUGGUGAGAAACCUUUUUCCUGCUCCGUUUGCGGCCAAAGGUUCUCUGCGAAGGGACACUUACAAAUACACAGAAGAACCCACACUGGUGAGAAACCUUUUUCCUGCUCAGUUUGUGGUCAAAGAUUCUCUGGGAAGGGACAUUUAAAAAUACACACAAGAACUCACACUGGUGAGAAACCUUUUUCCUGCUCUGUGUGUGGCCAAAGAUUCGCUCAUAAGGCAAACAUAAAAUUACACACAAGAACCCACACUGGUGAGAAACCUUUUUCCUGCUCAGUUUGCGGCCAAAGAUUCGCUCAUAAGGGAAACUUAAAAUUACACACAAGAACACACACUGGUGGGAAACCUUUUUCCUGCUCAGUUUGCGGUCAAAGAUUCACUCAGAAGGGAAACUUAGAAUUACACACAAUAACACACACCGGUGAGAAACCUUUUUCCUGCUCAGUUUGUGGUCAAAGAUUCUUUGAAAAGGGAAAGUUAAAAAUACACACGAGAACCCACACUGGUGAGAAACCUUUUUCUUGUUCAUAUUGUGGUCAAAGUUUCACUCAGAAGGGACAUUUAAAAAUACACACAAGAACCCACACUGGUGAGAAACCUUUUCCCUGCUCGGUUUGCGGCCAAAGAUUCACUCAGAAGGAACACUUAAAAAGACACACAAGAACCCACACUGGUGAGAAACCUUUUUCCUGCUCAGUUUGUGGCCAAAGAUUCUCUUAUACGUAUCAGGCUAAAGCACACGUGUGUUGGUGAGAGUAGCAGUGAUCAAGAAGCUUUUAACGCAAAUGUAAACGUUUAAAAAUGUAAUUACGAUGUUACUGACUUGCAAAAAUCGACAUUCUUGUAUAUUGUGUACCAGCUUUUAUUUUGUCUUCUUGUUGUCCAUCUGUUUUCUAAAAGCCUCCCAUGGGCAAAUGUUGAGAAUUAGCACUGUUUAGCUUCGUCCAUAUCACUUUAAUGAUGACAUCCGAAUAAAUUAGCAAUUUUUCAACACAUUACAGCAAGCUGUUUUUUUUGUUUGUUUUUGUCCUGAAAAGUUUUCAUUUUGAAGGUGAGGGGAUUCCCACCUGACAGCUACGAUAUAUAAAAUAUGUCUAAUUACUGCCACUUUAUGGUAUGAUACAUAUGUUUUCCCACACCAGCUAUGCUAGUGCUUUUCAGUUUUCGAUUUGGCCAAUGAAAAAGGAGCAUUUGAAAGGUAAUGAAUUAUUUCCCAGUUGCCCCAAAACCUACUGCUAUUAUGUGAAAUGACAGCCAGUUUCAUUUUCUUGAGCAAAGAAAUAUGUGAAAAUGAACUCACUCACUUCAUGAAAUAUGGACCAUGAAGACCCACACUUCGUUUGACCAAUGGUUUAGUGAUGCCAGUAUCAAAUCAUUGAAUGGUUGAUUGAAAUAAGACUGCAAAGAAACUUUGACUUUUCGUGGUAAACUGUAAAGUGUGUAUGUGAUCCAUAAUAAA
Molecule: messenger RNA, 3794 nt
Organism: Phycodurus eques (leafy seadragon)
Lineage: Eukaryota; Metazoa; Chordata; Actinopteri; Syngnathiformes; Syngnathidae
Product: gastrula zinc finger protein XlCGF57.1-like
Exons: 3
Coding region: 1295-3088 (597 amino acids)
Biological process (GO): regulation of transcription by RNA polymerase II
Cellular component (GO): nucleus
Molecular function (GO): DNA-binding transcription factor activity, RNA polymerase II-specific; RNA polymerase II transcription regulatory region sequence-specific DNA binding
Source: RefSeq, a predicted model, not a curated record